Molecule: messenger RNA, 845 nt
Organism: Rhodamnia argentea
Lineage: Eukaryota; Viridiplantae; Streptophyta; Magnoliopsida; Myrtales; Myrtaceae
Exons: 3
Coding region: 60-569 (169 amino acids)
Source: RefSeq, a predicted model, not a curated record
AUUUUAGCAAUCGGCCACGCCAAUCUGCUGUAACAGAGCAGGCUCGAUCUGCCUUCCCUAUGGCCCUUCGUCCCUCCGCAAACAGCGAAACCUCAACUCCUUCAGCGACGACGGAGGUGUGUGCCAUUUUAGCGAUCGACCCCGCUGAUCUGCUGUACAGAGCAUGCUCCAUCUGCGAGAGGUCUCUUCCCGAUGACCCUUCUUCCCUCUGCAAACACUGCGACCGCAACUCCUUCAACCCCGGCCCUUCCGGUUCCAAGCGCCUCUUUCGUCUCCUCAUGUCUAUAGCGACCGACAAGAAGGUUUUCACGGUGAUAUGCUUCGACCGGGUCGCCAGGAUUAUGUUCGGGACAAGUGCUGACGAGUUCUUCGAUUUUUCCAAGCUUCAUCCUUUUGCUGCCGUUGCCGCAGCUAGAAUGUUAGAAGGAGAGCUGUUCCGGAUGACGCUGUCCAAGCCCCGGAGUGGUAACGCUCAGCACCUACGAGUGACGUCACUUGUGCCCAUGAGGUCCGGAUACCAGCCAGUGAUCGAGGGCUUGAGAGAACUGUACAGAGUAAGAGCUGCUUGAAUGCAGAAUAUCUGCAUCUUCCUCAAACUUCGAGCGUUGUCAUUUCACGGGCUUCGCCGGUAUAUGUCGUCCGGGUAGAUGGAUGUGAUGCUAUAUAGUUCAGCUUCAGUCAAUGUAGAUGUCUGUGAAUGCUGAGGAUGUUCCGGAUUAUCGAUUUGUCUAGAUUCAGAGGAGACGUGCCGGUAAUGCACUGCUGAAGUAUCGGUUAAACUUUAAAAAUUGGCAUACUGUUUGCUCAUGUUCUGAAAUAUAAGCAUUGUAGUGGUCGAAAGCCUA